UCUGGAUAUAAAAGCCUGACUGACUGCCUGCUCAACCUUCUUCAUCAGCAUCAACACUCAGCCAGCCUCUCGUUCAAAGCAUCACUCAGCCAAACAUCAAAAUGCAGUUCAAGAACAUUGUCGCUUCCAUCGCGGCUUUCGCCGUCGCUGGCGUAGUUGCCUCUCCAGUCGACGUUGUCGCUCGCGCGGGACAAGCCCCAUCGAAGCAGCAAGUGAUUGAUUCGACCGAUGCAUACAUGAAGGAACACGCCGCAGACAAGCUCUCCGAAGCUGAUGUCGCUUUGAUCAACCAUGCCUCCGCGGCCCUUGGCGAUUGCUGGUGUGGUUGCCCACCCGGUCCUCCUCCUUACCCUCAAUUCAUUCCAGGUCAAUAUUGCCCUCCAUCGCUGCGAUGGUACAUCGGCGCUUAUACCAGCUUCCCCGAUUCCCACGAGCUGUGGGACGGUGGCUUCGAACCCAAGACGUGCGUCGGCUUGAUCAACUUGGCCAGCUGCAACGACGGACCUUUCAGCGGCUUCAACCUCCUCAGCGGCAUUGGCAGCAUCUUGUAGAUGGUCUGUUAGAGCAAGUCACCACGAAGAUCUCUCGGGGCUGGGUGGACCAAGAAAAGAGGCCUGGGUGACAGAAUGUGAUGAGGAAGGGGAGAUGGGAGCAUGAGGGCUUCGAGGAUAGAAUUGGCUUUACACACGCAUAAUAUCGGUAAUAUACUCCGCUGCUGUUGAUUUUCAUAGCGUGUUGAAGCGCACAUUGAUAACCCCACAAAUGCAAUGAGUGUCUUUG
Molecule: messenger RNA, 780 nt
Organism: Cercospora beticola
Lineage: Eukaryota; Fungi; Ascomycota; Dothideomycetes; Mycosphaerellales; Mycosphaerellaceae
Source: RefSeq, a predicted model, not a curated record